Phaedon cochleariae (mustard beetle) is the source of this 941-nucleotide messenger RNA. The record is from the annotation of a GenBank genome assembly. NCBI's taxonomy places the organism in Eukaryota, Metazoa, Arthropoda, Insecta, Coleoptera, Chrysomelidae.
AUGAAUCAUUCUGCAACUGGCUCUGCGAGAGGUAUUGCUUUGGUGCAGGAUGAUGGUAGAUCACAAUAUUAUGUGGCCAGAGCUUUUGGAGUUUCAAGAUCCAGGGUGCAAAGGGCUGUGAAACGGUUUCGUGAAUUUGGUGCAGUAGAAAUGUUUGUGGGAAUACAAUAUUCCGAGGAAAGGCAUUGCUCUCGUUCAGUAGAAGUGGUUGACCCCAUGACGCCUCGUAAGGCUGCGAAGUCAAUAAUCAAGAAAGCGAAAUCUACAAAUGAAACUUAUUGGAAGUUGUUCGAUGUAGGAGUACCAGUACCAACUUCUGACAGAGAUGAUAUGAAAGAAAGAGAACAAAUGGGAUUAGAUUGUCUGGGAGAAGUCAAUAUAAAGAGAGAAGUUAUCGAUAGAAUUCUGAAGACUCAAAAAUUUCCAAGAGGAAACCAAAAAUAUAUGGACUUUUUAGCGUGCAGUUACAAAAAGCAAGGUUUCCAAUCUCAAGAGGGGCAAAUUCUGUACGACAAUAUAAAUGACUUCUUAUCAAGGUACUACAGACGAAAUGAUUUGAAAAUAAUGGAUAACUGCAAGUCCACCACUGGAAAUAAUCACGGGGAACGAGCGUUCAAUGCCAUGGAAUGUAUUAUCAGCGACCUGAAGAGGAUUGAUGAGAUUAAUGAUAAUUAUCUGAGAUAACUAUAACUUAUGUUUCAGUAUUUAUAGGAUAAUCGAGAAAAUUCUCCUAAUUUGUGGGAUUUUUUCCCCUGUUUCCUGCCUCUGUCACUGACUACUAAUUGAAAUUUUCUCUUAUAUCCCUAAUGGUGACAUUUCAUUUCAGGAAGAAUUAUCUGAUGAGUUGCCCUCACUUCAGCUAUAUCUAAAUAUUUUCAUUUGUAGUCAAGGAAAUAAAAAGAUUCCAUAAAUUUAGGGAAAUAAUUUUUUAAAAUAAUUUA